Molecule: messenger RNA, 921 nt
Organism: Penicillium malachiteum
Lineage: Eukaryota; Fungi; Ascomycota; Eurotiomycetes; Eurotiales; Aspergillaceae
Exons: 3
Coding region: 1-921 (306 amino acids)
Source: RefSeq, a predicted model, not a curated record
AUGACAUCGAUUGAAAUAAACCCCUCCCUCUUCGCCUCGGCAUCCAACAAAACAGUACUAAUAACAGGCGCAGCCCGCGGCAUUGGCGCUGCAACAGCAGCAUUAUUCAACCAACAAGGCGCAAACAUCGUUCUAACAGAUCUUCUUCAGUUCAAGGAUAUUGCAAAUGAGCUAAUAAGCACAUUCACAUAUCCCGAUCGUGCAAUCUUCGCACCUGCAAAUAUAGUAGACUGGAGCCAACUCUCAGCUGCAUUCAAAAGUGGGAUACAGCGAUUCGGCGAGAUUGAUAUCGUCAUUGCUAACGCAGGGAUUAUGGAGUCGAGUCCUAUCCUUGAUUUUGACAUUGAUGAGAAUGGGGACUUAAAGGAGGAUGAAGAGGGUGGGAGGGUCAUUGAUGUUAAUUUGAAGGGAACGUUGAAUACUCUUCGUCUGGCCCUCUUCUACCUACAAUCAUCCCAAACACUCAGUGCAUCCACAACGAAAUCCAUUAUUCUUCUCGGAUCAACAUCGAGCUACUUUGGUGGGACGGGCGUCACGGCAUACGUCGCUUCUAAGCAUGGAGUCCUAGGUUUACUACGUGCGUCUCAAUCACGAGCGGCGGAACUGGGUAUUCGGGUUAACGCUAUUGCGCCAUUCUUAACACCUACGCAGAUCACGGCUGGGUUUGCGGAGCGUUGGAGAGAGGAGGGGCUGGAGGAGAAUACGCCUGGACGAGUUGCUAGUGCCAUUGCUUAUGUUUCGUUGGAUGAGAGCAGAAAGGGGGAGUGUAUUUUGGUUGCUGGAAGUUAUCUACGUGAGAUGGAGAGUUCGAGGACAAAGCUCCUUCCUACGUGGAUAGGGAGUGACCUUGUGGACUUUAUGGCUCGGGCCAUGCAAUUUUUUGUUGGAAUUGGGGGAUAUGUACUCCCGAAGAAGUACUAG